This is a messenger RNA of Neltuma alba, 579 nucleotides long. RefSeq names its product lipid transfer-like protein VAS. The coding region runs from base 1 to 579 and encodes 192 amino acids. NCBI's taxonomy places the organism in Eukaryota, Viridiplantae, Streptophyta, Magnoliopsida, Fabales, Fabaceae. The transcript has 3 exons. The record is from RefSeq and is a predicted model, not a curated record.
AUGGCUUCCAAUUACUCCCUCCUCCUUCUCCUCCUCCUCGCCGUCGGCGUCUCGGCCGAUCCUGAUCUCAACGGACUUCUCAACAGCCUCUCUCACGGAUCCGUCACUUCCCUUCACGACACCAUGCAAUGCAUGCAGAAACUGCUGCCCUGCAAAGCCUACCUCAACGUUUCCGCCACCGAACCGCCGCCGGAGACCUGCUGCUCCUCCUUGAAGGACGUCGUGGACAACGACUUCGAGUGCCUCUGCCGUUUCUAUAAGGAUCCUCAGAUCCUCCCUACCUUGAAUAUUACCAGGCAUGAUGCCCUCCAGCUCCCUAAGGCCUGUAAUGUCCGUCUUCGCCUUUCCAAAUGCAAAGAUGAAGCGAAUUCUCCAACCCCAACUCCAACUGAUGCUUCUUCAUCAACAAAUCAAGCAGCAGCUGCAGCUGCAGUACUUGCAGCAGCAGAGAAGUCCAUUUCAGGCGCAAAUGCCAGCCAAGAUGUGCCUGCAGCCACUUCUGGUAGUGAUUCAACCAAAAGAAUCACGUAUUUCGGUGUUGUUCUUGUAGCCUCUGCUUCAUUGUUAUUCAUGAACUAA